Drosophila subobscura is the source of this 1448-nucleotide messenger RNA. RefSeq names its product required for meiotic nuclear division protein 1 homolog. The record is from RefSeq and is a predicted model, not a curated record. NCBI's taxonomy places the organism in Eukaryota, Metazoa, Arthropoda, Insecta, Diptera, Drosophilidae. Bases 102 to 1382 code for a protein of 426 amino acids. The transcript has a single exon. Gene Ontology annotation, biological process: positive regulation of mitochondrial translation.
GAUAAACAUAACAAGUGGUAAUCGGGAAUAGCCGGCUGGUUGGGGUAUUACCAAACCAUUUCAACGAUUUCAGCAGCCCAUUUAACUUGAGUCAAGCAACAAUGAACUUUGCGCGCCUGCGAAUCGAAAAGCUGAUCCUAGGAAGCCUGCGCCAGCCGCGCCAGCACUUGCAGACGCAAUGGCAAGUCCGGCGAUGGAUGAACACAAUCACAAGACCGCCAGCAGCAGUUACAGAGGAAACAGAAGCUGCCUCCAAGAAGGCGACACAAAGAGCGACCCCAGCCUCGGGUCCAGCGCCCAGUGUGAAGCCAAUGCCUUUGGUGGAGGAGCGACUGGAGUCGAUACUGUCGCCGAUUAGGACGCGCAUCAUGCGCAAGAAGCGGCUGGCCACCGACGAGCUGUCCGCCUUGGGAUUCCUCAACACGCGCGGCUACACCACAGCCGAAGAGUACAACCUGGAGGCGUUGCAGGCUGCCCUCAAGGAGCAGAAUCUGUACGAGACGAAGCGCUUCUUCUCCACGGACAACCUGGAUGUGGAGCAGAACGUGCUCUUCGUGGCGGCCAAGUACCCGACGGGCCAGCAGCCGCGCGAGAUAUUCUUCUUUCGCGAGGGAUCCGUGGUGUUCUGGAACUGCAGCGACAUCGAGAUGAACAACGUGCUGAACUUCCUGCGCUCCUUCGAGCGGGAGUCGUACGUGAGUGCCCUGGUGCACGGGGAGAGCGAGGUGAUGCCCUACACCUACAUACCGUCGGCGGCGGUCGAUGUGGAGGGCGACCUGGUGGCGGAGAGCAGCGACUUCAACGCCACAGCGCGCGCCUUCUUCCAGAAGGGCAAGUUCUUCGUGACGGGCGACAGGGACAGCUUCCUGUACAAGUACACAUUCUCCAAUGCGAUGGCCCAGUCGAUCAAGCUGGGCAUGUGGGAGGCGACGCUGGACCGCUACAUCGACUCGAUUGAGCACCUGACGGAGGACCUGAAGCGGGGCCGACGGCUGCGCAUCUCCCGGGCGGCCAUGCUGCGGAAGACGGGCGAGCUGUUCGCCCUGCGUCACGUGAUCAACCUGUCGUCGGAUCUGCUGGACGCGCCCGACUUCUACUGGGACAGGGAGGAGCUGGAGGGACUCUAUCUGCAGGUGUGCUCCUACUUUAGCAUUUCGCGCCGCACCAAAGUGAUGAACGAGAAGAUCAGCCACUGCGUGGAGCUGGCCGAACUGGUCUCCCACAACCUCAACGACGCCCACCACAUCCGCCUCGAGUGGAUGAUCAUUAUCCUGAUUAUGGUGGAGGUGGGAUUCGAAAUUUUGCAUUUCAUAAGCGACAGGGGAGAGAAGCAGCAGUCCCUGGAAGUGGUGCCACUCUCCAGCCAGUUAGUACCUAAGUAGUGUCUAUGCUGAUUGACUUGUUUGACUUUGUUUUUAUACGUUACACUUACUUGUAUUUUCGCCAAA